Durotheca rogersii is the source of this 2886-nucleotide messenger RNA. RefSeq names its product acetyl-CoA synthetase-like protein. The coding region runs from base 577 to 2475 and encodes 632 amino acids. The record is from RefSeq and is a predicted model, not a curated record. NCBI's taxonomy places the organism in Eukaryota, Fungi, Ascomycota, Sordariomycetes, Xylariales, Xylariaceae. The transcript has 3 exons. Gene Ontology annotation, molecular function: long-chain fatty acid-CoA ligase activity; long-chain fatty acid transmembrane transporter activity.
CAAUAUUCCUAUAAAUAAAAAUUCAAUACAGUUCCCCCCUCCCCCCUCCCCAAAACAAGGACAAUCGCUGACCGAGACAUUCACUACGGCCCAGCCCUAUCAGGGGACUCGGAAUUCGCGCGCUGGUAUGGCCAGGGGUAGUAGUUUGGACCCCCGAAGACGUCUCGACUCGACAAGAGAACCCACCCAGCCUACCGAGGCAACAAUACUUAUUAGACUACUUACGUACCGCCACACCUCCCUAUUCAUUUGGUGGGCGCUGGUAGGGCUCCCCUGGUGUGAGCUGGGCUUCCUUUUAUCUACUAGCUACCGCCCGUCCUUGCCGCCUCGGAAGGGUUAAAGAAAGAAUAAAAACAGAGAAAAUAUCGUAUACCAAUAUCUACCUCCCGCGUCGAUAUCCGAUCACGCGCGGGCGGAUUUGCCUUCCUGGCUGAGAAGCAGAAGCAGGUUUUGUCGGUAGACAGGACAGAAUCGUACGAGCUGUGUGAUGCUUCGUGCUUCUUGAGCAUAGCUGAGCUGGGAUGCUGAUCUAGCAACAACUUCUCGUCAAUCAAGAGAAGAUCGAUCAAUUGAAACAUGCCCGUUCCUCUUGCACUCUCCGUGCCGGCGCUGGCCGCCGGCCUCGCCUAUCUCAACGCCAAAACCGGCUUCUGGUAUGAUGUAGGUCUGCUGCGCGGUACGUUUAGGGCCCUCAUACGUGAGCGCUAUCGGGAGUCGAAGGAUCGCUGUAGUUCCUUCUACGUCCUCGAGGAAUAUGCGACAAACACGUCCUCGAGAGACCGGCUGUUCAUCCUCUUCGAGGACAAGUCGUGGUCCUUCGCUCAGGUAUACGAAAUGGCGUUGAAAUACGGCAAUUGGCUGAAGACAAAGUACGGGAUCAAGCCGAAGGAUGUCGUUGCCAUGGAUCUCCAGAAUUCUGACCAUUUCGUCUUCAUCUGCUUCGGACUGUGGGCCAUCGGGGCGACGCCGGCUUACAUCAAUUAUAACCUGGCCGGCCAGCCCUUGAUCCACUGCGUGAGGACGGCACAAUCCGUACUCAUGCUCGUCGACCCCGAGGUUGCGGAGCGCGUCGACGACAGCGUCCGAGAGCAACUGGGAGGUCUUCGCAUCGAGCUUUUGACGGAUGAGCUCAAAGCCGAGGUGUCUGCGGGCGAAGCGGUUCGGCCGCCAGACUCUGUGCGGUCAGGCCGGUUAAGCAGGGAUUUAGCAAUCCUCAUCUACACUUCCGGCACGACUGGGUUACCGAAAGCAGCUAUUGUUUCCUGGAGCAAGUUGGCGUUGUCCGGUUCGUUUGCCGGCGGCUGGCUGCGUACGAAACCGUCUGACGUGUUCUACACGUGCAUGCCGCUUUACCACAGCUCUGCUACCCUCUUGGGGAUGUCCCAUUGCUUAGAAGCCGGCGCCACGUUUGCGAUAGGCAAGAAGUUCUCGACCAAGACGUUCUGGAAGGAGGCUCGACAGCAUAAGGCGACCAUGGUCCAAUACGUAGGAGAGACUUGUCGAUACCUCCUAGCAGCACCGCCCGAGAUCGAUGCCGUCACGGGUGAGAACUUAGAUAGGAAGCACAGCAUACAGGUAGCGUUCGGCAACGGCCUACGCCCGGACAUAUGGGAAAAGUUUCGAGAACGAUUCGGCAUCGAAAACAUUGCCGAGUUCUACGGGGCGACGGAGGGCUUCUUGGCGAUGUGGAACCUUUCUCGGGGCGACUUUUCGAGCGGUGCUAUCGGCCGCUUCGGGCUACUCUACUGGCUGUUCGUAAGGUCAAUGCUGAUCAUCGUCGCCCGGGACCCCGAGACCGACGCCCCGGCUCGCGAUCUGACGACGGGUUUCUGCCGACAAGUUAAAAGCGGCGACGUCGGCGAGAUGCUGCUCGCCCUCCCUACCGACGUGACGAAAUCGUUCCAGGGGUAUUACAACAACCCCCAGGCGACGAAUAGCAAGAUCAUCCGCGAUGUGCUUAAGAAGGGCGACGGUUACUUCCGAACCGGAGACCUCGUGAGCCUGGACUCGGAAGGGCGGGUAUACUUCCACGACCGCAUCGGCGACACUUUCCGGUGGAAGAGCGAGAAUGUCGCGACGACGGAGGUGGGUGAGGCGAUGGCGACGCACCCGGCAGUAGGGGAGGCCAACGUAUACGGCGUGCAGUUGCCGAAUCACGACGGGAGGGCCGGGUGCGCGGCCCUCACGCUGGCGGCAAACGAGCGGCCCGACAGCGCGCUGUUGCAGUCGCUGGCGCAGCACGCGCGUAGCAAGCUGCCCAAAUACGCGGUGCCGAUCUUCCUGCGUGUCGGUAAGGGGACAACCGUCGCAGUCACGGGAACCAACAAGCAGCAGAAACACCAGCUGAGGACGCAAGGCGUAGACCCGGCGCUGGUCGGGGACGACGAGUUAUUCUGGCUCGAGGAUAACAAGACGUACGUGAGAUUUGGAAAGCGAGAGUGGGAUCGGCUGAAUGCAGGUCAGGUGAAGCUCUAAUUCCAAGCAAUGGGUAGGAGGGAGGAGCUAUACGGGCAGAGGAUGCUCGGGACAAUAUCCGACAUGCCUCGACUCUUUUCGAUUCUCCACCAUAUCAUGGACGGUAUAAUGAGUACAUAAUUAAUAUAUAUGUAUAUAUAUAUACAUACACAUACAUAUAUAUAUCAGCUGUAGGGAUGCUGUCCGAGAUUACCUGUCAGCAUUAGGCACAUACCUAGGUAUCUACUUGCAUAUUUGGCCCGGCUGGAGGCUGGUGCCUUAUCGAGCCCGUCCUUCUCUGUCUGCCUCCCUCUGCGUAGCUUUGCUCGAAUGUACGUCGGGUUCUUCACCCGGUGAACAACUCGCCGUGCCGUGGACUAGAACAGGUAGGAAGAGAUCCGGACAGUUAGUUGAGUACUGGUAAGGAGGCUC